Messenger RNA from Oncorhynchus masou masou (cherry salmon), 8337 nucleotides. RefSeq names its product neuroblast differentiation-associated protein AHNAK. The record is from RefSeq and is a predicted model, not a curated record. Gene Ontology annotation, cellular component: nucleus; costamere; cytoplasm. Gene Ontology annotation, biological process: regulation of RNA splicing. Lineage: Eukaryota; Metazoa; Chordata; Actinopteri; Salmoniformes; Salmonidae. The coding region runs from base 350 to 8029 and encodes 2559 amino acids. The transcript has 4 exons.
CUAUUACCAGACCAUUUGUUUUCCACCUGUCUUGUCGUGGAGAAUGCUCUGUUUGUUUUCCCCCCUCUAUCUCACAGUUCCAGUCUUGAGACUCCAGGUUUCAGUGAUCACUGUGCCUACCUGGACUGGGGAGGAUGUGUGACGGUGUGCAGCUGGAAAGACAUGCCAAAUGUGGAACCCGUUUGUCUGCUUUAGCGGAGAGUAUGCUUUCGCUGACUGAGGCACGGGGUAGGCAGUCCUACAGGAGUAAACGGCAGAAACCGAUAACACUGUGUCGCAACUCUCUCACAUUGGCGGUUAAACUCUUCAAUGGCUGAAUAACAAGAGCAAACCCAGUCAAAAUUGCCCAAUGGAGCCUAAGCCUGGUCACCGGAGGAGAAGGAGCCUGUCUGAGGGGCUGAUGCUGGAGGAAUCAGAAAAAGGAGGAUUGGUCAUCUCCAGCAUUAUCGGUGGCUCUUCUGGCAAUCACGGGCUCAAAGAAGGAGAUGAAAUUGUGGGUGCCACGAUCAACUUUGACCAACUUUCAAAAGACGAUGUGUUGAAAAUACUGAAGCUGAUGGAUGAUAAUGGAUUUGAUGAGAAGGUUCAAGUUCUGACAAAAAAUGAUUUGAGCAAGAGUAUGGGGACCUUGGACAGCAUCAAAGCACCAGAGGAGAUGCUGAAGGAUUCAUAUAAUAGACUCUACAAUGCCAAAAUAAAUAGGUUCAUGACGGAUGACAGCCCUGGACAACCUGCAGGUGCUGGGGAAAGAGGCUCCUAUAAUAGACAGGGCAAGGGACUGGGAUCUCUCUGGGACAAGCCUAAAGUGAAAGGUGACCUCAAACUCCCUGUCCUCACCACGGAUUACCCAGUUGUGGAGACACCCAAAGUAGAUGCUCCUACCUACCUAGAGUCUCGAGACCUCAAAUUCUCUGCUCCAAAGUUAAAGGUGCCUAAACUUGAUGUCAAAGACGCGGUACCUGAUGCUCGCGGUGGAGAACUUUCAUUGCCUAAUGCCAACAUUAGUACAUCAGAUCUCACCCUGCCUCAUUUGAAUGGGUCACUAAACAUUGAUGCUCCAUUAGUUAACCUGGAAAGGCCAAAUCUUGAAACUGAUAUAGAUGCUAUCGAUGUUCUAGAAUUUGAUAUGUCUUUGCCCGAAGUUGACCUCAAAUGCCCUGAUCUUGACCUGAAAGUUAUAGAUCCACUUCCCAAAGUUGUAGGAGAUAUCAAAGUCCUGGAAGCAGAGCUAAAUCUACAAGAGGAGGUUGUCCCUGGACCUACUUUAAAUAUCAAUGCCCCAAAGUUUGAUAUUGAAAGAGGCAAACAUGUUAAAAUGCCCAAAUUUAAGAUACCUGACUUGGGUCUCUCUGGACCCAGAGUAAAUGUACCCAGCCUUGAGGUUGAUACACCAAAUAUGAGGAUCCCAGAUAAAGAUAUGCUUGGAGUUCAUUUUAAAGGUCCCCAAAGAGACCUACAAACACCAGAUGUUAAUCUCAAAAGUCCUAAUCUAGAUCUGCAAGCCCCAGAUGUCAGCAUAAUGAAUAUGCCAUCAAAUAAAAUCAGAGUCUGGUCCUCCAAGAAACUGAAAACCCCCAACCUUGAUGUGGAUGAUCCCUCUGGUUAUUUUGAAUUGCCUAAGGUUAGGCUCUCUCACACAGUACCAAAAGGACCAGAUUUAGACAUUGAUGCAGUUUUAAAGACACCAAACAUGCAUCUUAAAACCUCUUUGAUUGGUGCUCCUGACCUGAAUGACCCUGAUCUAGAUUUACCUUCAGUAGACCUUAAAGGUUCCAAAAUAGAUGUAGAGUUACCAGAUGCAGACAUUGGUAUCCCAUCUGGGAAGAUCAAAACACUAAGUCUUGGUAUGCCUGACUUUAAUAUAUCUGGACCAAGAGUUCGGACUCCAGACCUGGACCUCUCAGCGGCUGAGAUGUGUCCAUUAGACGUCCGUCUGCCUGACCUCAGUACUCCAGAUAUUGAUAUACCCUCAGGUAAAUUCAAACUACAGGAACCACAUGCAGAAUUCAAAGCACCUGAUUUCAAUGUGGAUGCCUCCUCCGGUAAACUGAAGAUGCCCAAAUUUGGGUUAUCUGGCCCAAAAAGACCAGAUCUGGGCAUUGAUGCUGAUGUAAAAACACCAAAGCUAAGUCUCAAAGCUCCCAAGAUAAAAGGUGGGCUUGAUGCGCCUGACUUGAAUUUACCCAAAGUCAACCUGAAAGCACCUAAAUUAGAAAUAAACACUCCAGAUAUUGACAUUGAUGCACCCUCAGAAAAAUUCAAAAUGCCAAAGUUUAAGAUGCCUAAAUUUGCCCUUUCGGGCCCUAAAGGGCCUGAGGUUGGCAUUGAUGGAGACUUGGAUGGACCAGAUCUGAGCUUAUUAUCCUCCAAAUUAAAACGACCAGACUUGGAUGUUGGUAGCCCAUCUGGAAAAUUAAAGAUGCCAAGUCUAAAGGUGCCAAACUUUGAUUUCUCAGGGCCAGAUGUAUGGGGGCCUGACUUUGAGGUAAAGAAUCCAGACUUGGAUCUUUCAGCCCCCAAGUUUAAAGGGGGAAUUAGUCCCCCAGAAUUGGAUCUGCCAGAUGGAGACCUCAAAGGCCCCAAAUUAGACCUCAAUAAACCAGAUGUAAACUUUAAUAUGCCCUCAAGUAAAGUCAAUGUACCUACAUUGAAGAAACCAAAGGUUGAUCUGAAUGCUCUUGAUCUGGACAUUAACGGCCCCUCUGGUAAACUGAAAAUGCCCAAAUUUGGGCUGUCUGGUAAAAUGUCAAAAUCUCCCAAAUUAAAUCUUAAAGCUCCAAAGAUGAAGAGGGGAAUUGAUUUUCCAGACCUGAAUUUCCCAGAUGCUGACCUCAAAGCCCCUAAACUAGACGUGAAUGCUCCAGAUCUCGACAUCAAUGCACCCUCAGGGAAAUUCAAGAUGCCUAAAUUUGGGCUGUCUGGUACAAUGCCAAAAUCUCCCAAAUUAAAUCUUAAAGCUCCAAAGAUGAAGGGGGGAAUUGAUUUUCCAGACCUGAAUUUACCAGAUGCUGACCUCAAAGCCCCUAAACUAGAUGUGAAUGCUCCAGAUCUCGACAUCAAUGCACCCUCAGGGAAAUUCAAGAUGCCUAAAUUUGGGCUGUCUGGUACAAUGCCAAAAUCUCCCAAAUUAAAUCUUAAAGCUCCAAAGAUGAAGGGGGGAAUUGAUUUUCCAGACCUGAAUUUACCAGAUGCUGACCUCAAAGCCCCUAAACUAGAUGUGAAUGCUCCAGAUCUCGACAUCAAUGCACCCUCAGGGAAAUUCAAGAUGCCUAAAUUUGGGCUGCCUGGUACAAUGCCAAAAUCUCCCAAAUUAAAUCUUAAAGCUCCAAAGAUGAAGGGGGGAAUUGAUUUUCCAGACCUGAAUUUCCCAGAUGCUGACCUCAAAGCCCCUAAACUAGAUGUGAAUGCUCCAGAUCUCGACAUCAAUGCACCCUCAGGGAAAUUCAAGAUGCCUAAAUUUGGGCUGUCUGGUACAAUGCCAAAAUCUCCCAAAUUAAAUCUUAAAGCUCCAAAGAUGAAGGGGGGAAUUGAUUUUCCAGACCUGAAUUUACCAGAUGCUGACCUCAAAGCCCCUAAACUAGAUGUGAAUGCUCCAGAUCUCGACAUCAAUGCACCCUCAGGGAAAUUCAAUAUGCCUAAAUUUGGGCUGUCUGGUACAGUGCCAAAAUCUCCCAAAUUAAAUCUUAAAGCUCCAAAGAUGAAGGGGGGAAUUGAUUUUCCAGACCUGAAUUUACCAGAUGCUGACCUCAAAGCCCCUAAUCUAGAUGUGAAUGCUCCAGAUCUCGACAUCAAUGCACCCUCAGGGAAAUUCAAGAUGCCUAAAUUUGGGCUGUCUGGUACAAUGCCAAAAUCUCCCAAAUUAAAUCUUAAAGCUCCAAAGAUGAAGGGGGGAAUUGAUUUUCCAGACCUGAAUUUACCAGAUGCUGACCUCAAAGCCCCUAAACUAGAUGUGAAUGCUCCAGAUCUCAACAUCAAUGCACCCUCAGGGAAAUUCAAGAUGCCUAAAUUUGGGCUGUCUGGUACAAUGCCAAAAUCUCCCAAAUUAAAUCUUAAAGCUCCAAAGAUGAAGGGGGGAAUUGAUUUUCCAGACCUGAAUUUACCAGAUGCUGACCUCAAAGCCCCUAAACUAGAUGUGAAUGCUCCAGAUCUCAACAUCAAUGCACCCUCAGGGAAAUUCAAGAUGCCUAAAUUUGGGCUGUCUGGUACAAUGCCAAAAUCUCCCAAAUUAAAUCUUAAAGCUCCAAAGAUGAAGGGGGGAAUUGAUUUUCCAGACCUGAAUUUACCAGAUGCUGACCUCAAAGCCCCUAAACUAGAUGUGAAUGCUCCAGAUCUCAACAUCAAUGCACCCUCAGGGAAAUUCAAGAUGCCUAAAUUUGGGCUGUCUGGUACAAUGCCAAAAUCUCCCAAAUUAAAUCUUAAAGCUCCAAAGAUGAAGGGGGGAAUUGAUUUUCCAGACCUGAAUUUCCCAGAUGCUGAACUCAAAGCCCCUAAACGAGAUGUGAAUGCUCCAGAUCUCGACAUUAAUGCACCCUCAGGGAAAUUCAAGAUGCCUAAAUUUGGGCUGUCUGGUACAAUGCCAAAAUCUCCCAAAUUAAAUCUUAAAGCUCCAAAGAUGAAGGGGGGAAUUGAUUUUCCAGACCUGAAUUUACCAGAUGCUGACCUCAAAGCCCCUAAACUAGAUGUGAAUGCUCCAGAUCUCAACAUCAAUGCACCCUCAGGGAAAUUCAAGAUGCCUAAAUUUGGGCUGUCUGGUACAAUGCCAAAAUCUCCCAAAUUAAAUCUUAAAGCUCCAAAGAUGAAGGGGGGAAUUGAUUUUCCAGACCUGAAUUUACCAGAUGCUGACCUCAAAGCCCCUAAACUAGAUGUGAAUGCUCCAGAUCUCGACAUCAAUGCACCCUCAGGGAAAUUCAGGAUGCCUAAAUUUGGGCUGUCUGGUACAAUGCCAAAAUCUCCCAAAUUAAAUCUUAAAUCUCCAAAGAUGAAGGGGGGAAUUGAUUUUCCAGACCUGAAUUUACCAGAUACUGACCUCAAAGCCCCUAAACUAGAUGUGAAUGCUCCAGAUCUCAACAUCAAUGCACCCUCAGGGAAAUUCAAGAUGCCUAAAUUUGGGCUGUCUGGUACAAUGCCAAAAUCUCCCAAAUUAAAUCUUAAAGCUCCAAAGAUGAAGGGGGGAAUUGAUUUUCCAGACCUGAAUUUCCCAGAUGCUGAACUCAAAGCCCCUAAACGAGAUGUGAAUGCUCCAGAUCUCGACAUUAAUGCACCCUCAGGGAAAUUCAAGAUGCCUAAUUUUGGGCUGUCUGGUACAAUGCCAAAAUCUCCCAAAUUAAAUCUUAAAGCUCCAAAGAUGAAGGGGGGAAUUGAUUUUCCAGACCUGAAUUUCCCAGAUGCUGAACUCAAAGCCCCUAAACGAGAUGUGAAUGCUCCAGAUCUCGACAUUAAUGCACCCUCAGGGAAAUUCAAGAUGCCUAAAUUUGGGCUGUCUGGUACAAUGCCAAAAUCUCCCAAAUUAAAUCUUAAAGCUCCAAAGAUGAAGGGGGGAAUUGAUUUUCCAGACCUGAAUUUACCAGAUGCUGACCUCAAAGCCCCUAAACUAGAUGUGAAUGCUCCAGAUCUCAACAUCAAUGCACCCUCAGGGAAAUUAAAGGUGCCUAAAUUCAGAGGCCUAAAGGGACCAGAUGUUGACAUUAAUGGCGCUAUAGAGGGACCAGAUCUGAACUUGUCAUCUCCCAAACUUAAGGGUCCCAAAGCAGACCUAAACCUUCCAGACACUGAUAUUGACAGUCCAUCAGGAAAACUCAAAAUGCCAACUUUCAAGAUGCCAGAUUUAGGAUUCUCUGGACCAAAAAUUAAGGGGCCUGACUUAAAUCUUUCAGCACCCAAGUUUAAAGGGGGAAUAAGUCCCCCAGAUUUGGAUCUGCCACAUGUAGACCUCAAAGGCCCCAAAUUAGACCUCAAUGCACCAGAUGUAAACUUUAAUAUGCCCUCAGGUAAAGUCAAAGUACCAACAUUGAAGAAACCAAAGGUUGAUCUGAAUGCUCCUGAUCUGGACAUUAACGGUCCCUCUGGUAAACGGAAAAUGCCCAAAGUUGGGCUGUCCGGUAAAAUGCCAAAAUCCACAAAACUGAAUUUCAAAGCCCCAAAGAUAAAGGGGGGAAUUGGUUCCCCAGAUCUGAAUUUCCCAGAUGCUGACCUCAAAGCCCCUAAACUAGAUAUGAAUACCCCAGAUCUUGACAUAAAUGCACCUUCUGGGAAAUUAAAAAUGCCCAAAUUUAAAAUGCCUAAAUUCAGGGGCCUACAGAGACCAGAUGUUGACAUUGAUGGAGACAUAGAGGGCCCAGAUAUUGAUAUCGAUACACCCACCGCUAACCUGAAAGGUCCCAAAACAGGUCUAAAAAUGCCUGAUUUGAAGAUGCCUGAUUUCGGACUAUCUGGCCCAAAUGUAGUUUAUGAUUUACCCAAUAUUGACCUCUCAGCACCAAAGCUGAAAGGGGGAAUCAGUCCCCCAGAUUUGAGACUACCUAAGGGUCAUAUCAGAGGGCCCAAACUAGACCUCAAUGCUCCAGAUAUGCCCUCAGGUAGAUUCAGAGUUCCAACCAUAGAGAGGCCAAAUGAUAGCAUCAAAGCCCCUGAUUUGGACAUCAACACUCCUUCAUUCAAAAUGCCCAAAAUGCCUAAAUUUGUGUUGUCUAGUCCAAAAAGACCAGAUCAUGACAUCAGUGCUGACAUAGGUUUUAAAUUGUCAAAGAUGAAAGGUGGGAUUGGUUCACGACACCUGGACCUACCUACAGUUGACCUAGAAGCCCCUAAGAUAGAUGUAGACACUCCAGAUAUGAACAUUGAUUCACCCUCUGGGAAAUUCAAAAUGCCCCACCUCAAAAUGCCCAAAUUCGGCCUUUCUGGCUUGAAAGGUCCAGAUCCUGGAAUAGAUGGAGACAUCGAUGGACCGGACCGGAGUUUGUCAGCCCCGAAAGUAAACACAGGGAUCGGUAGUCCAGAUUUAGACAUAAAUGUUCCCUCUGGUAAUGUCAAAGGCCCCCAAGCUGAUCUCAAUUUGCCAGACAGUGACAUUGCUAUACAAUCUGAAAAAUUCAAACUGCCAUCCUUUAAAUUGCCUCAGUUUGGAAGUCCCAAUCUAAGGGCAGGUACACAUAUGGACUUUAUGAAAACAAAUGACAUUUCUCCUCCAAAGGUUAAAGUGAAUCUAAAAGCACCAGACUUGAAAGUUAGUCACCCAGAUGUCAGCCUGAGCAUACCCAAAGCUGAUACCAGAAGCCCAGAAUACAAAGUGGCAUCUCAUAGUAAACGCAGAUCUGAUAUCCCAGGUGGAGCACAUAUAAAAGUGCAAGCAGAAGACAUAGAUACAGAAGUGGCACUGCCACACACUGAUAGGAAGUCUAGGAAGGUCAAAGGAAGGGCCAGUUAUCCAAUUGCAGAUAUUGAUUUGCCAAAAGUUGAGUAUGAAGCGUCUGGUUUGGAACUGAGAGGUUCAGACCUUAAUGAUCCCACAAGGAAAUUAAAAAUGCCCAAAUCAAAGACUUCUAAAUUGGGUAGUCAUACAAGAAUACCAGACCUUGAUAUAGACUCAAGUCCUGCCAGUAUUAACGCCUCAGUUCCUAAACUCCCACCCCCAAGGUAUGGAGUAGAGGUUUCACAGCCAGAUUUAAAUUUGAGUAGAACUGACCUCAAGGGCAAUAAACAUCAUAGGAAAGCCCCAGCUGGUGAAACCGGCAGAACAAAAAGGAGUCCAAAACAGUCUGAAAUUGGAACUUCCAUGCCAAAUUUUACUCAUGGUUCAAACCCCAAAAUGUCUGAAGAUCAAGAAGGAUAUUUUGUCACUGUAUUUCCCAAACAUCUCAAAGGGGAUGUACCAGACGGAACUGGGAGCCUGAAAAAUCAUCACAAGGAAGAGUCAAACCGUAGAUCUCAUACACUCAGAAGUCUCGACUUCAGUACAUCAAAUGUGGACCUUGAAGUUCCAGAAGAUGAGAACUUAAAUGGGUCAACAUUCUGGCUUUCAAAGCUUAUAUAGCGUUCAGACAACUGACUAAAUGUCCUUUUAGGUUGGUUUGAAUCACAAUCUUCUGUUGAAACAUAAUGUAGAAAAUGUCUGUUACAUAUAAAACAAGCAUCAGAUUAUUAUUAUUUGCACUUAUUUGUACUUUUUUUAAAUGUAAAUUCAUUGGUAUUUGUUAUGAACAUUAAUGUGUAAAGCUUUCUUUUGUCAAGUGAUUAAAAAAUGUAUGAAAGGUUUGUUAUGUUCUGCUGAUAAGCUAUUUGAAUGGUAGUUUUACUCUACACUUGCUACAUUGUAAUAAAAUUAAAUUUAGUAACUUUUAU